Hypanus sabinus (Atlantic stingray) is the source of this 2731-nucleotide messenger RNA. RefSeq names its product solute carrier family 8 member 4a (gene slc8a4a). Gene Ontology annotation, molecular function: calcium:sodium antiporter activity. Gene Ontology annotation, cellular component: axon; sarcolemma; postsynapse. The record is from RefSeq and is a predicted model, not a curated record. NCBI's taxonomy places the organism in Eukaryota, Metazoa, Chordata, Chondrichthyes, Myliobatiformes, Dasyatidae. Gene Ontology annotation, biological process: cell communication; sodium ion transmembrane transport; calcium ion import across plasma membrane.
CUCCGGAGUUACACAGAGCAACAGGGUGGAAGAUCGAUCGCGGGGGAUGAGGAGAAGCGCGGAGAGCCGCGGGUGGCGGCGGCCGCCAGCCUGGGGCUGGUCCUGCUGCUACUGCUGGCGGGCGAGAGCUCCGGCGCAGCGCCCACUGAGCCGCCCGCCUCCAACCCACAGCUGCCUCGGCAUCGACAGCUGCGAGCCGGGGCAUCCUGGUGCCGCUGUGGCUGCCGCUGGACCCGCCGCCCGGCGACAAGGCGGCCAGGGCCGUGGUCUACUUCGCCGCCAUGGUCUACCUCUUCCUGGCAUGUCCAUCGCCGCCGACCGCUUCAUGGCCUCCAUCGAGGUGAUCACGUCGCAGGAGCGGGAGAUCACGGUGCGGCAGCCCGGCGGCGAGACCUUCACCACCCGGGUGCGGGUGUGGAACGAGACUGUAUCCAACCUGACGCUGAUGGCGCUCGGCUCGUCGGCGCCCGAGAUCCUGCUCAGCGUGAUCGAGGUGUGCGGCAUGGGCUUCGAGGCCGGCAAGCUGGGCUCCGCCACCAUCGUGGGCAGCGCCGCCUUCAACAUGUUCGUCAUCGUGGCCAUCUGCGUGUAACUCGUGCCCGACGGCGAGUGCCGCCGCAUCCGCCACCUGCGGGUCUUCUUCGUCACCGCCUUCUGGAGCGUCUUCGCCUACGUCUGGAUCUACCUGGUGCUGGCCGUCUCGUCGCCGGGCGUGGUGGAGGUCUGGGAGGCGCUGCUGACCUUCGCCUUCUUCCCGCUCUGCGUGUUGCUGGCCUGGGCCGCCGACCGCCGCCUGCUCGUCCGGCGCUUCGCCCGCAAGCACUACCGGGCCGACAAGGCCGGCGGGGCGGUGAUCGUCGAGGGGGCUCCGGGGGCGCCCGGGGCGCAGCCGGGCUCCGAGCAGGAGGAGGCGGCGGCCAGGCAGACCAUGGCGCGGCUCCUGCGGGAACUGAAGCAGCGGCACCCCGGCAAGGAGAACGCGCAGCUGAUGGAGAUGGCCAGCUACCAGGCGCUGCUGCAGCAGCACAAGAGCCGCGCCUUCUGCCGGGUGCACGCCACCCGCCGCCUGAUCGGCGAGGGCAACGUGCUGAAGCGGCACGCCGCCGAGCACAGCCGCCGCUGCCUCAGCCUGUCCUCCGGCAGCCUCAGCAGCGCCCUCGGCUCCGAGGAGUCCCGGCGGGCCGGCGUCCUCGUCUACUUCGAGCCCGCCGAGUACCAGUGCUUCGAGAACUGCGGCUGGGUGCGCCUGACCGUGGCGGUGGCGGCGGAGGCGGAGGGCGGCGGCGGCGGCGGCGGCGCCGGCUUCCCGCUGGCCGUGGACUACCGCACCGAGGAGCGCACGGCCAACGCGGGCUCCGACUACGAGCACGCCGAGGGGACGCUGCGCUUCGGGCCGGGCGAGGCCAGGCAGCUGCUGCCGGUGCGGAUCAUCGACGACGACGUCUACGAGCCGGACGAGUUCUUCCAGGUGCGGCUGAGCAACCCGCGGGCGGAGGGCGCCGGGGGCCGGGCUGGUGGCGCUGGGCGCGCAGAGCCGGCCACGGUCACCAUCCUGGACGACGACCACGCCGGCAUGUUCGGCUUCGAGCGGGACCACGGGCGGGUGAGCGAGAGCGUCGGCUCCGUGCUGGUUCGGGUGCUGCGCACUUCGGGCUCCCGCGGCGCCGUGCUACUGCCGUACCGGACGCUGGAGGGAACAGCCAAGGCGGCGGAGGACUUCGUCAGCCUCAGUGGCCAGCUGCUCUUCCAGAACGACGAGACCGUGAAGACCAUUGAAGUGCAGAUUAUCGAUGACGAGGAAUACGAGAAGAACAAGAACUUCUUCAUCGAGCUGGGGCAGCCAAAGCUGGUGGACGGCAAGUGUCAGACAGAUGGCUCGGGCGCGACGGAGGACCCGGCCCAGCAAGGGUGCCCCUGCCUCGGGGAGCACCUUAAGAUGGAGAUCAUCAUAGAGGAGUCCUACGAGUUUAAGAGCACGGUGGACAAGCUGAUCAAGAAGACCAACCUGGCAAUGGCAGUAAGCAGCAGCAGCUGGAGGGAGCAGUUUGUCAAAGCAGUGACGGUCAGCGCCGGUGAAGAUGACAACGACGAUGGCUCCAGUGAGGAACGGCUCCCCUCCUGCUUUGAUUACAUCAUGCACUUCCUGACGGUGUUCUGGAAGGUUCUGUUUGCCUUCGUGCCCCCCACAGAGUACCUGAACGGCUGGGCCUGCUUCGUGGUCUCCAUCAUACUGAUCGGGAUCCUGACAGCCAUCACCGGGGACCUGGCCAAGCACUUCGGCUGCACGAUCGGGCUCAAGAAUUCCGUCACCGCCAUCGUCUUCGUGGCCUUGGGGACCUCCAUCCCAGACACGUUUGCCAGCAAGGUGGCAGCCAUUCAGGACCAGUUCGCUGACGCCUCCAUCAGCAACGUGACGGGGAGCAAUGCCGUCAACGUCUUCCUGGGCAUCGGCGUGGCCUGGACCCUGUCCGCCAUCUACUGGGCCACCAAGGGCCAGUCUUUCCGCGUGGACCCGGGAAACCUGGCCUUCUCCGUCACCAUCUUCACCAUCUUCGCCUUGGUCGCCAUUGCCAUCCUGUUGUACCGCCGCCGCCGGGAAAUCGGGGGCGAGCUCGGGGGCCCCUGGGCGGCCAAGCUCUGCACCUCGGGCUUCUUCAUCCUGCUCUGGCUCGCUUACAUCAUCCUGUCCAGCCUGGAGGCCUACUGCUAUAUCAGCGGCUUCUGAGGCCCG